AUGAAUAAUACUCUCGUCAAUGGAACCUACUCCUGUUCUUUUCCUUCAAUUGGCUCCUUAUUGGCAACGGCAGAAGCUGGUAAUCUCAACAUCACUCAGCUUGUCCAGAGUUGUCCGAAUGUAUGCUCACUAGCAUGGGGUACUGGGAAUCCCGAUCUGUCUGGAAUUGGAGCAAAUGUCUCAUAUAUCAUGCAAUUUGUCUCAAUUGUGAUAUUUGGCCCGCUGUUUGUCGCAAUAUAUGGUUAUGGGAAGCAAGGACAUCUCAACCCCGACUCCCUGGAAUUCUGGAAAGAGCUGCAAGAUACCUUCCUGGAUACCAGUGCACAGUUCACUAUUCCCGUGACCGUCGCAGCUGUUGUUCGCCUUCACCAGUCUCCACCGUUCUUUGAAAUCGCUUUCCUACAAUCAUUAACAACGAUGCAAUUCCUCGGCUUAUUUUGUACUGCGAUUGCUACGGGAGUAGCCAUGCCCAAAAAAAGAAGCAUCAGACGGGUGCUAGUGAUCAGCCUAUAUCUGGUGGUGGAUUUCGGGUUCUAUAUGGGUGUGGUGGGCUACCUUCGUACCAACAAAGCUUCUUGGACGACCAUCAAACAACUGGCUUCUGCUUGUGGGGAGUACAGCCAGCUUACACCUGGUUUUGUGUACAUUCAAACGCAUAAGUUAUCGGUUGGAACUGGAAUCCAGGGGUUCAAAAAUUUCCUGAACCCAUUCAGCAAAGGAGGAUGGAUUAUAUUCGGCCUCACUGUGGCCGCUAUUGCAGGCCUCGCCGUCACUGUGGUUGUGGUAUUUGCAAUAUACCAAUGCCUGAGAUCUAGAAGUCCGUGGGUCCUUGGUCCAAUGAGCCUUGGGUUCUUCGGUGGCACCCUUUAUUGCAUGAUAUUGCUUGAGCGUAAGAGGCAAGUCAUGAAAAAGGUGACUGGGAGCGACUUUCAAGAUAAUCAAUGGGGCUUUGGACAAGUCAUGGCUCUCUUUUUGUGGGCUCCAUUACUAGUACAGAGUCUAUACUAUAUUCUUGGUAAUUUAUUCCUCCAUUCCUUACCUUGCAGUUAUCUAACCUGGUGCGAUGGCUCAACAGUCACACUGUUUCCCCGCCUCAAGCCCAGAGAACUUGUCUCAACUGAUCGAGCAUGCUACCGAUGUCGAGGCUGCCACCGAUGCGCUGAAUCUGGCGAAAGUUCUAGACUCAUGGAAAAUAUCGAGCUUGCUCCUGUUGACGCUGGCGUCCACCCAGCGAUGCCUCCAACGAGGACCACACCCAGAACAGACAACGAGACCACCACCGGAAUCGAUUCCGAAACCUAUCACGGGGUGCUCCUCGAAAUAAAUUCCCCUGCAGUCAGGCCAACGCCAGAAUCCAAUCCAGUUCCCACUAGGGUUGCCCCAGAUGUCGAAGUUCUACCCCCUUACGCAGCCAUCGAAUCGAAAGAUAUUUCGGAUUCAGAUAAAUUUGAUUGA
Molecule: messenger RNA, 1455 nt
Organism: Amorphotheca resinae ATCC 22711
Lineage: Eukaryota; Fungi; Ascomycota; Leotiomycetes; Helotiales; Amorphothecaceae
Exons: 2
Coding region: 1-1455 (484 amino acids)
Source: RefSeq, a predicted model, not a curated record